Molecule: messenger RNA, 3726 nt
Organism: Pangasianodon hypophthalmus (striped catfish)
Lineage: Eukaryota; Metazoa; Chordata; Actinopteri; Siluriformes; Pangasiidae
Gene: arhgap10
Product: Rho GTPase activating protein 10
Exons: 23
Coding region: 412-2730 (772 amino acids)
Biological process (GO): signal transduction
Cellular component (GO): cytoplasm
Molecular function (GO): GTPase activator activity; protein binding
Source: RefSeq, a predicted model, not a curated record
GCAGUGGGAGGGGCUAGAGCUGCACAGUCUGUCAUUGCAAAUGUUUGGGCGACGUGGACCUGCAACUUGACCCAUUAACUUUAUCUUAUUGUAUUUUUUUUUCUUCCUCAAGAAAGUAUUUCAUUUUGUGCAGGUUAUAAAGCGGAUAAUUCCUUUACAACCCAAGACGCGGGUUCUUUUUGUAGGGAAAGACUUUAUUUCAGUUAUUAUUGAAGGAAAAGCCUCGACUGAGUUCAUCCAGAAAUAGCUCCUGGACAUUUGGGAAAAGUGGACUGGACUGAAAAUAAAGCUAAUGUAGCGUUCAAUAUCCGGUUUUUUUGCUUCUUUUUGUAGCCAGUCAGCUUGUUUGUAGUCUCCUUGAAGUGAGUAAGGUCAGAGCCAUUCAUUAAGAAGGAAAAGAGAGGAAGAGAAAUGGGUUUGCACCCGCUGGAGUUCAGUGAGUGUUACCUGGACAGCCCAAGCUUCAGGGAGAAGAUUAAAGCUCAUGAAGCAGAGCUGGACAAAACCAACAGGUUUAUUAAAGAGCUUUAUAAAGACGGGAAAAACCUCAUCAACGCCACAAAACAGCUCUCUCAGGCCCAGCGUAAGUUUGCUCAGUGUCUGGGGGAGUUCCAGUUCGAGUACAUCGGGGACGCCAAGACUGAUGAUGAAAAGUGCAUCGAUGAGUCUUUACAGGAGUUUUCCGCCUUCCUCAGAAACCUGGAGGACCAGAGGGAGCUGAUGAUGGCGAACAUCACAGAGACACUGAUGAAGCCUCUAGAGAAGUUUCGGAAAGAGCAGCUGGGUUCAGCCAAGGCAGAGAGGAAGAAAUACGAGAAGGAAACGGAGAAGUACUACACAUCUUUGGAGAAACUCUUAAACAUGUCAGCAAAGAAGAAGGAACCACAGUUGCAAGAGGCGGAUGUGGCAGUGGAGACGAUGAGACAGCACUUUCAGGAGGAGUCUUUGGAGUACGUGUGCAAGCUGCAGGAAAUCCAGGAGAGGAAGAAGUUUGAGUGUGUCGAGCCUAUGCUGGCUUUCUUUCAGACCAUGUUCACUUUCUACCAUCAGGGAUUUGAGUUAGCCAAAGACUUCGACCAUUACAAAAGAGCCCUGCAGAUCAAUAUUCAGAAUACACGGAGCCGUUUCGAGGGAACUCGCUCCGAGGUGUAUGAACUGAUGAAGAAGAUAAAGGAGGUUCCACACGACUGCAGACAGACCAGCCGCAUCAGCAGUGAGGGCUACCUCUUUGUCCAGGAGAAACGUCCUCCUCCGUUUGGCUCCAGCUGGGUGAAGAGGUACUGCACCUUCGUCAAGGAACAGAAAAUCCUCCACAUGAUCACGUACGACCCCAAGUCCGGCGGCAAGUUUGGUGAAACCGAAUCUGUUACACUCAAAUCCUGCGUGCGGAAAACUACAGACACUCUGGACCGCCGGUUCUGCCUGGAUAUAGAGAUUACUGACCGCCCCGGCAUCGUGCUCACAGUCCAGGCGUUCUCCGAAGAUGACCACAGGUUCUGGAUGCAGGCGAUGGGAGGCAAAGAGCCGGUUCACCAUCUCGGGACAACAUAUUCAAAAGAAAGAGGAAUCGAUGCACAGCUGGACGACGUCGGCGUGAAUUUUGUGAGGAAUUCAAUCAACGCUGUUGAAGCAAGAGGGAUCAAUGACCAGGGCUUGUACAGAGUGGUCGGGGUCAGCUCCAAGGUGCAGAAGCUGCUCAGUCUGAUGAUCGAUGAAAAGAGUAGUGAAGUGGACUUGGCCACGUGUGAGGACUGGGACGUGAAGACCAUCACUAGCGCUUUAAAACAGUACCUGAGGAGUCUUCCCGAGCCGUUAAUGACGUACGCCCUGUAUAAGGAGUUCAUCGUCCCUGCAAAGAGUGCGAGUCCAGAGUCCCGUGUUCAGGCCAUUCACUGCUUGGUGCACAGACUGCCUGAGAAGAACCGAGAGGUGUUGAGCUUGGUCACCAAACAUCUCGCAAAUGUGGCGGCCCACAGUAAGCAGAACUUGAUGACAGUAGCGAACCUGGGCGUGGUGUUCGGCCCCACCCUCAUGCGGCCUCAGGAGGAGACGGUGGCGGCCAUCAUGGACCUCAAGUUCCAAAACAUCGUGGUGGAGAUUCUCAUAGAGCAGCACGAGAAGAUUUUUGGAGAUGCUCCGAGCGUUAGUCCAUCCUCAACUCUGUCUCCAUUCACUGCUCCAACGCGUCAGUCUAAGAAGCAGGUGCGCCAGAGCCGCCCGCUGGCUGUGUACAACCCCCUGGACAUCCAUGCAGUGUCUCCGUCCUCUGAGAAUGUCUCUCUGACCCCUGAUGAAGCGUCUCUGGGCAGUAAUGAGUCCGUAUCCUCACAGUCCUCCACAGCGUCGACCUCAGAAACCCCACCAGAGAAGACCGAGAAUCCCCAUGGCAACACCGUGGCCACCCCACAGAACUCUGGAGGGGGAGCAGGCAUGGCAUCAUGGAUGAACUCCACUCCUACAUGUUUAACACCUCAGACUAAAGCUGCAGACACAGAAGCAGCAGCAACCGGAGGACAGACCGACAAAUCUGCAGAAAGUGUCACUCUCAUGAAAGCCAAGGCUGUGUACCCCUGCGAAGCCGAGCACGAUUCCGAACUCUCCUUCCAGGUCGGAGCAAUCUUCCACGCUGUGACUCCGUCUCGAGAGCCCGGCUGGUUGGAAGGAGAGCUGGAGGGCAAACGAGGCCUCAUCCCUCAGAAUUAUGUGGAAAUACUGCAACAAAUGGACUAAGCUUAAAACAAAAAAAAAAAAAAAAGGAAAGGAAAGGAAAUAAACGGGAAUUUAAUAUACAUGGUAUCCAUGGUGUGACCUUGACCUCUCCCCCAGCUUACACGUUUUGUUUCUCCAUCUGCACCACGAGUGACCCAUUGAGGGUAUUUCUAGGAGUAGACGUGGCAGAUUUAACGUUCCUCCAACCUUUAUGUUGUCUUAAAAGCAUAAGCCGGUAAAGCUCUGAGGUUCACGAGUUCAAAACUGUAAUUAUUAAAUGUGUUUCAAGGGUGGAUUUUUUUUUUUUUUUUUUUUUUGCAUGUUUUUGUGGUUUUUAAGUAGCUUGGAUCUAAUGCAUGGGUGUAUAAUAUUUUAUAUUAUUUAAUUAUGCAGUUCCUUUAAUUAAAGUGUGUGUGUUUAAACUGAAUACGAUUAUACGUAUUAUAUAAAUGUUGAAAAUGACGUAGCUAUGUAAAGUUUCAAGUUUAAAGCACUCCCACAUUGUGACGUUCACAUAUUUGUUCCGAUGAUCUGCUUUCGAGUUAAAAUGCUGUGCCUUAAUCUCACCAUGCUUUUUGUGGCUUCGACGCCAUCCAAGAAUCUGGAUGGAAUCUCAUUUUUACAGAGUGUACGUAGUGAAAAAAUGUUUUCUAUGCCAAGAAAUGACUCGUAUAUCAUCCGAAUUAAAUACUAAAUAAACCAAACCAUUUCAAGAUGGCUGUAAAUGCAGUAUUGCCAAGUCUUAUACACACAUUUAUGUGUCUUUAUAAUUAUUAUUCUCUAAAGGACGUUAAAGCUCAAGUGCAUCCCGAGGUGGUUUGGACAUUCUCAGUGUCUCACACCGCAGUUUAAUUUCAUUUCUUUUCUACCAGCCUUUUCUUCUUAUGGUUUGUACUUGUGACUGAGCACCAUGGCAGUAAUUUAAGACAGUGAUUUAUGGCUUGGCACUGCUCUGAUUUUUGUCCUGUUGGAAAAGCUGUCGAUCAAUGUUAAAUAAAUAAAAGCUUUUUAUUCCUC